AUGGAAAAGGCAUAUACUGGAGCUAACAAGGCAAAGAUGAUGAGGUUACAAAUUCACAAACGUCAUAUUGAAUUGAUUCAAAUGGAGGAAAAGGAUAUAAUCAACAAUUACGUAACGAGAAUUACUCGAUUGGUGAAGCAAAUCAAGGCAUGCAGAGAAACUGUUACUGAGCCGAAUGUUGUAUCGAAGAUUUUGAGUUCAUUGACGGCAAGAUUUGACAACAUUGUGGUGGCGGUUGAGGAAUUGAAGGAUCUUGCGGAAUUGAGUAAAGAUGAGCUUCAAAGCUCUGUUGAGGUUCAAGAGCAAAGGAUGAGGAGAGAAAUAACGACAAGGCAAAGGCGGCAACAAUAG
Messenger RNA from Vicia villosa (hairy vetch), 351 nucleotides. RefSeq lists its product as uncharacterized. Lineage: Eukaryota; Viridiplantae; Streptophyta; Magnoliopsida; Fabales; Fabaceae. The record is from RefSeq and is a predicted model, not a curated record. The transcript has a single exon. Bases 1 to 351 code for a protein of 116 amino acids.